Aquila chrysaetos chrysaetos is the source of this 1629-nucleotide messenger RNA. Its product is annotated as protein ABHD14A-like. Bases 809 to 1426 code for a protein of 205 amino acids. Gene Ontology annotation, cellular component: cytoplasm. The transcript is spliced from 4 exons. NCBI's taxonomy places the organism in Eukaryota, Metazoa, Chordata, Aves, Accipitriformes, Accipitridae. The record is from RefSeq and is a predicted model, not a curated record.
ACACAGCAGUCUCCAGAAAGGGGGGAGGCCCCAACUAACCCCCCCCUCCAAAUCUGCAGCCUGAAAAGCACCUAUGACUGGGAAGUGGGGAAACCGAGGCAGGGGCUGCACUGUGCCCUCCUCUGGUGGGGGAGGCUUGCACAACCCCGUGGUACCCCACUGGCAUCCUGCACACCUUCUGGGAGCUCCCUAAAAGGGACCCGCUGCCGUGUGUCUGCCUGAGCCUGCAGGCAGCUGCCUUCAACCUGGCCCACACAUGGCCCUGGGCUGGGGCUGGCACCGCACCUUCACAAAGCCGGGAGCUGGACGGAUACUGGGGGGGGGAAGGGGAAAAGCGUGGGAAGGGAUGGGGUUCGGUUUGCAGACGCUUGCUGGGGGACGGUGGCACACGGGGCGGGGGGAGCAGAGGUGGCCUGGGUGGUCUUGCAGGCUGUGCGAGCCUUCUUCUUCCUCCUCCUCCCUUCCCCCUGCCCAUGCACAAAGCCCCGGGGGAAACUGAGGCAACCCCCCUGGGGGGGACCGCCAGCCCGACGCGAACCACAGCGCGAUGCCCGACGCGCGAUGUCGCUGCGUCCUGUGGCCCCCCCCCCGCCCCGAGCACCCCAGGGCCCCCCCCCGGACCCUGUGCCUGGGGGACGGGGGUGGCCGGGGCCCCGUGGUGCCAGCGCGGGGCUGGGAGGAGGACAAUCGCCGUGUGUCCGGGCACGGGUGGGCGGCUGCAGCACCGCUGGCUCCCGGCAAGCCGGGCGAUGCCAAGCGGCUUUGAAACAAAGCACCCGUGUUGGGGCUGGGGCCCGUGUCUGCGGGCAUGGCGGGGGGGGGGGGGGGGGGGGCGGUUAUUUUAGGUGCUGGCAGGACUUGCCACCGCUACGGCACAUCUCCUGCAUCAGGGCCCGAUGUCCUGUUCCUGCACGGCCAGGCGUUCACCUCCAAGACGUGGGAGGCCUUGGGCACGCUGGCGCUGCUCGCCGGAGAAGGCUACCGUGCGGUCGCAAUAGAUCUGCCCGGCUACGGGGAUUCGCCCCCAGCGGAGAUGGUGGCCACAGCACAGGGCCGGGUGGCUUUCCUGGACCGUGUCCUCCAGGAGCUGGGCAUGCGGAGGCCCGUUCUCAUCAGCCCCUCCAUGAGCGGCCGCUUUGCCUUGCCCUUCCUCCUGGCGCAGGGGGACCAGCUGGCCGGCUUCGUGCCUAUUGCGCCUGUGGGCACCAAGGACUACGCUGCUGAGCAGUACCACCGGGUCCAGACGCCCACCCUGAUCCUGUACGGUGACCGUGAUGCAAGCCUGGGCCCCCAGGCCCUGCAGAGCCUCCGGCACCUCCCCAGGCACCGCGUGGCCGUGGUGCCCGACGCCGGCCAUGCCUGCUACCUGGACAAGCCGGAGGACUUCCACCGAGCCCUGCUGGGCUUCCUGCGCCAGCUGAAGUGAGCGCUGCCUCGUCCCCUCUGCCGAGCGGAGGACAGGGGUCCGGGGCGUCCCGUGAGACUGGGAGGCACAGGUGGCUGGCGUGAAGGGUGCUGUUCUCUUUUGGGGUGUCCCCAGGGUGGCAGGGGGGACGGGACUGAGGGUGUCCCUUGCUGGCAGGACAGGGUGUCAUCUGUCACCAGGCCAAUAAACUGAUGCUGCUCUUG